AUGUUGAGAAAGGCCGUCAUGAAUCAUUACCCUAGCGCUCGAUCUCAAUUCUGCAGAAAGGUCCCCGCGCUGGCCUUUGCCAUUUCGGCAGCUUACAUUCGUCCGGUUUCCACAACGGUGAUGGAAGCCAAAAAGCCAAAGGCGUGUCCUUCGUAUGGUUGCCCCAUUCUUCCACAAGACGUAUAUUAUGAUGAAUCUAUCAAAGAUACCUUGACGGAUUUGCGUGAGAAGAAACGAGAUGAUGUCAGCGCUGAAGAUCUGAAGGGGUUAGAAAGUUCAGGAGGAAAAGAUAUGGCAACAUUAACUUUGAUUGGAUACAAGGGAGGUCCGUUGGAGACACAAAUUAAUCAAGAUCGAUCUUUUUGUGUAUCACCGUACAAAACUGGGGCUAAAGGCAACGCAGAAGGAAAAAUUCUGGGUGUAUUUGAUGGUCAUGCCAGCCUUGGAGAAAAAGUAUCUCAAUACACUGUCACAGAACUUCCAAAACUGCUGGCCAGCAAAUUAAAGAAAAUUGAUGGGGAAGAAGAUCAAGUAAAGACGGCUUUGAUUGAAACAUUUGUCGAAAUUGAUAAAACAGCCCCGGCUGAAAUCUCUGGAGGAUGCACAGCAUCAGUUAUACUGCAACAUGGUCAAAAACUAUAUUUUGCCAACGCUGGUGACAGUACAUCCUUCUUGGUGGUAUACAGGGCCCAAAGUAAACAAGCCGAAGUCGUCUACGUGACUCGUGAAGACAAGCCCUCCCUUCCCGACGAAAAGGCUCGCGUCGAAAAAAUGGGAGGUGAAGUGUAUAUUCCUGCUCGAGGCACCUCUCGCGUGCUUUAUACUGACCCCGAAACGGGAUUGCAAAGUGGAUUGGCCAUGUCUCGAAGUAUUGGCGACUGGGAGGCGGGAAAGUUGGGCGUAAUUCCCGACCCUUUGGUCGAUGUCAUUGAUAUUCCUUCGUUGGUGGAAGGUCAAAUGAGUUGUCAACAAAUCGAAGGGGACGGAGAAAUGUUCGUAGACAUUGAUUGCGAUGCCAAAGAUGAUGUGUAUGUCUUUGCUGUUUCAGCAACGGAUGGCAUGAUGGACUUUGCCACACCCGAAAUAGUAGCACAAACUGUGGCCGUUAGUCUGUAUGGUGAGGAAGGACCGCACCUGCUAACUGCCUUGGAACAGCUGAUAUUUAUGUCCGCGCAAGGGUGGCAACAAUCAAAGGGCGGGCGGUAUCGGGAUGACAUCGCCAUUGUUGUCUCUCAAAUCAGAAUACCACCAACACCCCCGAAACAGUAG
Cylindrotheca closterium is the source of this 1269-nucleotide messenger RNA. The record is from the annotation of a GenBank genome assembly. Lineage: Eukaryota; Bacillariophyta; Bacillariophyceae; Bacillariales; Bacillariaceae.